Molecule: messenger RNA, 567 nt
Organism: Thamnophis elegans (Western terrestrial garter snake)
Lineage: Eukaryota; Metazoa; Chordata; Lepidosauria; Squamata; Natricidae
Product: vitelline membrane outer layer protein 1-like
Exons: 3
Coding region: 10-567 (185 amino acids)
Source: RefSeq, a predicted model, not a curated record
UACUCUUCCAUGGAUCUCUCUGUCAGCACCGCUCUUCUCCUGACCAUCUCCUGCUGCCUGGGGAAUACUGAAGCCCGACGUUACAAUUAUAUACUCACUGUACCAAAUGGGGGUGCCUGGGGUAACGGGGGCUCAAGUGAGUUUUGCCCUGAAGGCUAUACAAAUGGCUUCUCCCUAAAGGUAGUACCACCCCAAGAGAAAGGUGACGAUACAGCUCUGAAUGGAAUCCGUUUGUACUGUGACAAAGGCAAUACAAUUGAGUCUACAGUUGGACCGUGGGGAGAAUGGACUGCCACCCAGUUCUGCAACUCAGGCUACCUGGUCUCUUUUUCUAUGAGAGUGGAAGGCCCUCAAGGAGAAGGUGAUGAUUCGGCAGCUAACAACAUCCAGUUCGCCUGCAGUGAUGGUCAAGGCAUGAUGGGCGAGGGCCUGAGUUGGGGUGAUUUUGGCCCAUGGAGCCUUCGCUGCCCCUUGACUGGUAUAUGUGGGAUACAAACAAAGGUGCAGGCAAGACAGAGCGAGGAUGAUGACACAGCACUCAAUGAUGUGCGUUUUUACUGCUGUUAA